Tupaia belangeri chinensis (Chinese tree shrew) is the source of this 4727-nucleotide messenger RNA. It is a transcript of the gene LRATD2, whose product is annotated as LRAT domain containing 2. The record is from RefSeq and is a predicted model, not a curated record. Lineage: Eukaryota; Metazoa; Chordata; Mammalia; Scandentia; Tupaiidae.
CUGAGGGAGCGAAUGCCUGUCUCUUUAAAUGCCACGGGCUGCGCUCCCGCCCGGGAGCCGGAUCUACAAUCCGGUCCCUCCCGCUCCAGCGCUUGUUGCUCACCCGGCCCGAGCGGGAGCUGCGGCCCCCGGGCAGCGAGGCUCCCUCCUUCUCUUUGCACCCCACUUCCCCUGAGAGCUGGUUGAGGGGGGCCAGCAGUCCCAGCAGAAGGGAAGAGGCACGGUGUGAACAGGAUUAUCCCCCCUCCACCUUCAAGUCCUGGGGCGCUACGCAGCCGCGGGGGGAGGACAUGCGUCGAUCCCCUCUGCCGAGCCUCAGUGCCGCCCGCGCCGGGAGAGAAGAGACUGCGGAGCCCACACCUGCAAACUCGCCCUAGAAGUCGCGAGGUUCGGAAGGGGGGCCCUCCCCACUCCCCCCGGCCUCCACCUCUCUGCGGGUGGCCUCGGCCCCUGACCGGGGACCUGGGCCAAUGACCCUAGUGGUGGUUUCGCCUUCUCCCCUGGCGGCGGUGUGAACGUGUGUCCGCAGCGUGAUGGGCAAUCAGGUGGAGAAACUGACCCACCUAAGUUACAAGGAAGUUCCCACGGCCGACCCUACCGGCGUGGACCGGGACGACGGGCCUCGCAUCGGGGUCUCCUACAUCUUUUCUAAUGACGACGACCCGCGCCGCAGCCCUACGACCCGCGGCUGCACGAGGUGGAGUGCUCGGUGUUCUACCGCGAUGAGUGCAUCUACCAGAAGAGCUUCGCGCCGGGCUCGGCGGCGCUGAGCACCUACACGCCGGAGAACCUGCUCAACAAGUGCAAGCCGGGCGACCUGGUGGAGUUUGUGUCGCAGGCGCAGUACCCACACUGGGCCGUGUACGUGGGCAACUUUCAGGUGGUGCACUUGCACCGGCUGGAGGUGAGCAACAGCUUCCUGACAGACGCGAGCCAGGGCCGUCGCGGCCGCGUGGUCAACGAUCUGUACCGUUACAAGCCGCUGAGCCCCAGCGCCGUGGUGCGCAACGCCUUGGCGCACGUGGGCGCCAAGGAGCGCGAGCUGAGCUGGCGCAACUCGGAGAGCUUCGCUGCCUGGUGCCGCUAUGGCAAGCGUGAGUUCAAGAUCGGCGGCGAGCUCCGCAUCGGCAAGCAGCCCUACCGGCUGCAGAUCCAGCUCUCAGCGCAGCGCAGCCACACGCUAGAGUUCCAAAGCCUGGAGGACUUGAUCAUGGAGAAGCGGCGGAACGACCAGAUCGGGCGUGCGGCGGUGCUGCAAGAGCUCGCUACGCACCUGCACCCGGCCGAGCCGGAGGAGGGCGACAGCGACACGGCGCGGACUACUCCGCCUCCCCGGCGCCCCCCUGCGCCAGGCUCGGAGGAGGAGGACCGAGUGGCGGUGGCGCACUGAAGGGCGAGCUGAGCUCAGCUGCGAAAGGGAGCUGUUGGCAGCAGCCACUGGCCCCUUCCUCCUUCCCUCCCUCCACUACUUCCUCUGCCAUCUUCCGGGCCCCGUCUGGGAUUCCUGGGCCCUUUGGACCAAGGAGAGUUGGUGAAAUGCGCCGCCGGCUGUGGACGGGGGAGGAGGAAGGGGACAGAGGGAACAGGUAGGAGCACUUUGGCUGGGGGCUUUUCUUUCUGGCCCCUUCCAUCUGCCUUCCCUUCCAAAUCUGCCUUCCCUUUCACGGCGGGGUAAACUGGAUUUGCCUGGUACUUAAUCCCUGCUGGACCUGGGUCUCAGACCGACCCUACAUAGGCACUCGGGGUUGGAGGAAAGUUCGGGCUACCAGUGCCUGUCACUGAGUCCCUUCCGUUUUCCUCUUUACCCCGGUUUUAGAUACCCUGUACAAAACGCCAGAGCCGGUUUGGUUGGAGGCGCCACCGCGGGCCUGCAGAGAGUUGCUUAUUUGCUUUCUCUAUCUAGCUGUGUGUGGGAUCCGGAAGCCUGGGGUGAUUUGUUUCAUGGGAUUCCUGGGGCGGUGGGCUGGUGAAACCAUGACAAGAUCUGGGAGCAGCAGACCAAAACCAAGCAGCCCCUUAUUAAGUGUAACAAAUAGUUGUGCAAACUCGGGCUACAAACAAAGACUUUGCUACCUCCCUCCUCCCACCCCUGAGUAAUUCGUCUGCAGGAGCUGGCUCUUAGCUGAGUCGCCUGCUCCCCCGCCCCUUCCCAGGUUACAAGUAAAUCAUUGUCAAGGGCCAGUCAGGGGAAGGAUUCAAUUAAGGUUGUGUUGAGCUGCCUUUGUUUCUCUUCUGCUGUUGCGGGGCACUUAGCGCUGCGUUGUUACCAGUGGAGGGAAUAGCGUUUUGUGUCUCCGAUCUAAUUAAACCUGCGGGUCACAGAUGGGGCUGGUUUGUGCUACCCCUUUAAGUAUCCACUGCUGAGGCCAGCAAACAAGGGCGCCCUGGCAGGAAUUAGUUAAUCUGUCUCUUCCUUCCUGUCUCUUUCUUGAAUAGCAAAGGUAACCCUCUUAACAGUAAGGCUUUGGUGGUGACCUUAUGAUUUUUAUUUGUUUUUCUCUCACUGGCCCUUCACCCUACAUUUGUUCUGCUGGUAGUAAAAUCUUAAACUAGAUAAGAUACUUAUUUGCUAGCCAUUCUUCGUACAGUUCAAUUCAAGGUGCAAAGUCUUAAAUUGGGGCUGUUGCCUGGAGAGCACCCCUUCAGAAGGCUUCUUGAGAGGAGUGCCAUCAGUCACAGAUGGUACCCAGUGCAGUCAGCACAGAAGAAUCUGGUGACAGUCCUAGUUCAGGUUGGGGACCGUAGGAUCUAUUAGUGGCAGACUUCACAGACACCCCUUGGGCCUGCUACUAAGCUGUAGUAGGAAGCUUGAACAGUUUCACAGUCCGCCAUUGUACUCCUGUGGUCUCUGUAAUGAUGUGUGCUCUGGAUUGCAGAAUGCUUCGUUACUGUGCUUUGGCUAAUUCUGUCUCAGAGCUGGGUAAGGUUUGAGGUUUCUUUCUUCCUUUCUUUAGGGAGUCAUUAUAGAUGAUACUGUACCAAACCUUGUGUGACCUAAUUCUUUUAAUAGUUGAUGUAGACUCUCAGUGGUCCAUGGCCACCCUUGAGCCUUUUUUUCCUGGAGAUCUCUAAACCAAGGCAACAAGAUGUGAAAGAUGUUCUUACACACUUUUUUCAGACAGGGAUAUAACUGAUUUAAGUUUUCUUUCAUGCUGAACACAGUAAGGAGAGGCACAAGUAAUGGCCCCUGGGGAGAGGGUAGGAGGGAAGAACAGAAUGCCACUGUCCUGUAGUCCUGGCCUUGCCAGCUCUCCUUUUCCUACUCGCCACCCUGUCUCCUUCAGCCCCCAAAUGGAAAAGUGAAUGUCUGGUCACAGAGAGGUACAGCGGUGACUGUGGGUUGUCACAAAGUCUUUCUACAACUCAAAGAAAGAGCUCCGGUAAAGUCCAUGACAAUAGUAACAUUAACCUCUAGAGAGGUUUUUGAUAACAGAGCUUGGAAAUGAACUGGAAUAGGUCAUCUGUCCAUCCUACAUACUGCUUUCCCAUGGAAUGCAAGUGUUCCUACAGGGCGUACCAGAGACGUUAAGUUUGUCAUGCAUAGAACAGUGAUCCCAUUGGAAGUUUCCUUAGGGUUUUGGUGCUUAAAGGAAGUAACAGCCCACCAGUUGAAGACUCCAGGAAAGGGAAUGGAACCAACUCUUGGUUCUCUCCUUAAGGUGGCAGUGUGUGUGGAAAGUGCGUUUUUAAUGCUAUGGCAGUGGCUACAUCUGGCACUUUAGAACAAAUAAAUAUAUUUACUAAUUUUUGUUUCUCCUUAGGAAUAAGACUUUAGAACUGUUUUGUACUGUGAAUUAUGGAUGCUCUUUGAAGGAAAGAAAUAUCGAUUGUAAUGUUCUUCAGAAGCUCUGGCAGGGAUAAGCAGAUCAUCGAAUGGAACGUAUGCUAAUGAAACCAGACAAAUUCUAUUUUCUUACCUGAGCAAAUAUUUUAUUGAAACUGCUUAUGUAUGUCACAGGAGCCCACAACUUCAACUACACAACUUUUUGUAUUGCAAGAACUCAUACUUUUUUGUAGCUUUUACUCCACGCUUAAUUUAAAAAUGACUUUUUAGCACUAAAAUGCCUAGCAGAAGACUUUACUCCAGACCUAAGGAAAUUUUUAGUUUUUAUGAAAAAUUACAGUUGAGUGGUUACUCUUCUCGUGUCUUUGGUGCUUCUGUUCCUAAGAGCACCACCGGACAACACCACAACCACAUGGAAACAUAUUUUUGGAAGCAAAACUUUAAUUUUAUAUGACAUAUGCUAUGGAGAGCUAAGAAAAUUUAAGGACUACUUGUUUUCUAUUUUUUUCUUAAUAAAAUGGAAUCCACUGUGUUGAAGACUCUUGUUAUUAUGUGCUAGUCUAACCACUUUUUAUAAAUUAGAAUAAAAUCUAGUGUGAUCAUAGUCAUCAAAUGGAUUUAUUUGAAAAGUUACAUUUUAUGUGUGAAUUUUUAAAUCAGGGUAACUGUAAACUUGACUUGGUUCAACUUUUUGUUAUGUUAUUUUAUUCUUGACUAUAAUACCUGUGCCCCAUGGAAAGUUGAUUAACAGGAUAAAUUCCAUGUGUGUUUUAUUUUCCAAUGAAUUGUAUAAACUAUUUUUGUUGAAGAUUGUAUGUUUAAUCAAUGUUAUGUUCUUAUACCACUUCUUGAGAAGGAAGUUCUGAUUCAAAAUUGUAUCAUUUCCUUCAAAAUGAAGGGCAGUGCUUAGUUAAAUAAAAGAUUGAUGAUAUCUUUUAAGCCA